This is a messenger RNA of Armigeres subalbatus, 3490 nucleotides long. Its product is annotated as protein lin-54 homolog. Lineage: Eukaryota; Metazoa; Arthropoda; Insecta; Diptera; Culicidae. Gene Ontology annotation, cellular component: nucleus. Gene Ontology annotation, biological process: regulation of DNA-templated transcription. Bases 518 to 2884 code for a protein of 788 amino acids. The transcript is spliced from 6 exons. The record is from RefSeq and is a predicted model, not a curated record.
AGCUUCGCCAAUAAGAAAAUAGGAGCCAAAAGCGCAGGAAAACGAAGGAAAAUUAAAUUUGAUUUUGAAAUUCCCAUUUGCUAGUUGUAAUUUUUUGCUAGAAUUAGAGGAAAAUCCAAUCUAAAUUAAGCAAAAAGUAUUUUUUAUAACAUGUAAAGCAAGGCUAAAGUGCAAAAGUUCACCGAUAUCCGGUAACGUAUCGAUUUGCGGGAGUGAAAAAUUUGAUCGAAAAAAACGACUCCGUCAAGCGCUGUCAGAAUUUCCAGUUGGAUUCGCCGCGAAUGUGCGAAGCUCCUCCGAAUUGACCACCAGAAGGAACCACCAAGGGGUGUUUUUGUUGUUGCCCCUGUCCAUUGGAGGUGCAUAUUGACACAACGUUAAUUCUUGGGAGUUUCCGGAAUCGGCUCUCCUUAGAUAAAGAAACGGUCGGUUUAGUUUUUCCACUAACAGAAAAGUUGCCUCAAACGGUUUAUUUUCACUUAUCGACUUUACGGCGACGUUUGGACUAAAAACAAAAAUGGAAGUUGAUGACGAAUACAUUUACGACGAUCAAAUGAUGGAAGAACUCGGAGUCGUUUCUAUGGAUGAAGAGGAAACGAUAGUUGGACCAGACGAUUUAGUGGAAUAUUCCGCUGGUGAAGAGGAACUUGAGGAAGAAACAGUUUACAUUAAAUCUGAGGAAUCAUUUGAAGAAACAAUUCCAACUAUGAUUACAAGCCCGAACAUAACAGUCAAACGAGUUGUCAAUAACAAACCAAUAGUGACACCUACCAAUUUAACAUCAAAAUUAGCUCCAAGGCCGGCAAACUUCGUUCGAGCCACUAAUGCUGCGGGAAAGAUUGUGUUCAUACAGAAACAGCCAACGACUGCAGCUCCAGUAAAAUUACUAAACAAUGCAAAGUCACCAACUGCUACCACCACUACUUCAUAUCAUUUAGUUAAAGGUGAAGGUGGUGUUGUAAUGCAACCUAAGAUGCAAACUCAAAACAUGAUUCGAAGGGUGGUUCCAGCAACAUCCACCUCGAGUAUGGCAGCGUCGUCUGGUUUGAAUAAACCUAAAACGAUCACAAAACCGCCAACACAUGUUGUGAUUCACACCAAAAUGGGACCAUCUGGGGCAAGUACUACCAAAACAUUGACCGUUGCUGAGGCUCACCAAAUGGGAUUGCUCAACAACAAAGUGAAGCAAGUGGUUCAGAUGGCGAAACCCAAACCUUCCGGAAUCUCAUCUGCAGUCAAAUCUCCAAUCAAAACCAUGCCCGGGGCUGCCACAAGUUCUACUAUUGUACGGUUGAAGCAAUCCCCGGGAGCCCCUUCUGCUGGGCAAGUGCAACGUGUUCAGACAGUUACCAAAUCCGCUGUUCAAAGUCAAAAAGUGGUCCUACCCCAAAGUGCCAUUCAAGCUGGGCAGCAUUCUGGGCAAAUUCAGGCAAUAAACAUACCCGGUAAAGGAAUCCAGUAUGUCCGAUUUCUGAACCAGACUGGAAACCCAACCAAUUCUGAACAGAAAGUAGUCAAAGUUAUUAACAAAGCAGUGAACCCAAAUUCAGGUUCCAAAAUCAUUGUACAAAACAACAAAACCUAUGUGGUGAACAAUGGUAAUGUAACGGCCGUGAGAACCACUUCCGCUCAGUCUGCUAACCAAAAUAGAAUCUUGACGUCCGGAUCGCAAACCGUUGUAAGAAAAGUAUUAUCUGCCAGUAGUAGCCAUGCUGGUAUUGUCCGACGUCCUGCCGAAUCUACGCGAUACAUAGCGGUGGUUCGCAAGGAUGAUGACACAUCAUCCGAAACGGUUACCAAACUAACGGCAUCACAGUUUAGUCAACUGAGUGGAACGCCCGUUUUGUCCGGGGGCGCCAAAACGAAAAUCUUGAUGAUUCCUUCCACUUCCACCGGUGUGUCGAACCAAUCUAAAUCCAUCAUGUGUGGUUCGUCGUCGUCGUUCAACAGCAAUCCCUCGAUAAUUACUGUAAAACGUGAAUCGGUUAGUGGGUCCGAGGACGAGACACGGAAGGGCCCUGCCGUGGGGACAAUCUUUCCCGAUGAGGCUUACAAGAAGCGACCCUGCAACUGUACUAAAUCACAGUGCUUGAAACUGUACUGUGAUUGCUUUGCCAAUGGGGAGUUUUGCUACAACUGCAACUGCCGAGAUUGUUACAAUAAUCUUGAAAACGAGGAAGAACGGCAGAAAGCAAUUCGAGCUACGUUGGAACGGAAUCCCAGUGCGUUCAAGCCGAAAAUAGGUGCCGUCAGUGCCGACGAGGACGCGCUCCGUUUGCAUACCAAGGGUUGUAACUGCAAACGGUCCGGCUGCCUGAAGAACUACUGCGAGUGCUACGAGGCCAAAAUUGCCUGUUCGGCCAACUGCAAGUGCAUAGGUUGUCGCAACACCGAACAAUACGCAAAAGAGUACGAGUACGCAACGUCUCUGGCUGGUGUUGAUAGCGUGGGGGGAGUCGUUGCAGGAGAAGGUAAUUUGGAGCAUCUAUCAGGUGACGACAGCAUGGCAGAAGUUAGUCGAACGGAAACGAGUUUUGGUGGCUCCAGUGGUGACAUCAAACCUGUCGUCAUAGGUGCUGGGUCCGGAGCGUUUGCCGAAACCAAACCGAUGAUAUCGGCGGCAGCAGCAGGAGCGGCAGCGGUUGCAGAUUUGAAACGGCCCAGUCCGGCCGAACCUGAUCUCACACAGCUGCCACCGUCCAAGCAGCCGUACAACUUUAUGACUCCGGACGUAAUUGAAGCGACGGUGCAAUGCAUGAUUGCGCAGGCGGACGAGUGUCAGAAGCGGGGGUGCAACAUCCGAACGGCCGAACGAAUGAUUCUGGAAGAGUUUGGCCGCUGUCUGGUGGAGAUUAUCGAGUUCUCCAGUAAAUCGGACAGUUAAAACCUGCUGGCGUAAAAAUAUUAGGAUAAAUAGUGUACAUAUGGUUUAUAAAACAGAAACAUUGUGGAAUCCUCACUGUACUGAUAUAGGUUUACUUUCAAUAGAAUUAUUAAUUGGCGGUGCCAUUGUUUUUUGGCAGGCGUAAUGUUGUAUAGCCUCGUUGUUAUUAAACAAUAAUAUAAUCCCGAAAGCAUUAUGCAUUAGCAAUAAAUAUUUAAACGGAAGAUUCCUGUUUAUUCAGACGAAAUAUUUAUUUCAUAUUUUACUUUAUUGUUUAUGAUUUUCUUUUCUUAAGACUAGUCGAAAAAGUCGCUUUAAGCAAAGCGCACUGGCUGUAAUGUUUGCUAAUUAUGAUAAACUACCAAAAAUGUGAAAUAGGCAUACUAUAAAAAAAAAUUAAGUACCCGAAGCCGUAAUAAGCUUCUUAAAAUUUAAAAAUGUAUAAAAUAAUGUACAAAAUGGUAAUGCUAUAGCCGCGUUUCAUAGUUUAUCAUUAUUUACUUAGUGUAAAUAAAAAAUGUUUGCAUUGAACUUAUUAUAUAUGAUGAAUUGGACAUGCUAACCUUAUUAAUGUAGAAAGUUAAUAAACGACAGUCAUAACAGUAA